Molecule: messenger RNA, 1919 nt
Organism: Aphidius gifuensis
Lineage: Eukaryota; Metazoa; Arthropoda; Insecta; Hymenoptera; Braconidae
Product: X-ray repair cross-complementing protein 5-like
Exons: 12
Coding region: 196-1845 (549 amino acids)
Biological process (GO): cellular response to gamma radiation; double-strand break repair via nonhomologous end joining; cellular response to X-ray
Cellular component (GO): Ku70:Ku80 complex
Molecular function (GO): double-stranded DNA binding; telomeric repeat DNA binding
Source: RefSeq, a predicted model, not a curated record
AACAUAGUUUCAAUAACGGUUUAUAAUAAUCAAAAGUCUCACGUUGUAAAUAAAAAAUUUUCAAUAUUAUAAACAAUAACAAACAAAUAAAUUGUGCUGUCAUUUAUUGUCACCUGUCAAAAGUGCAUCAUCAAACUACAUCAAAUAACUUGACUGAUUAUAUACUUUUAUUUGUUGACAUAUCACUCACCAAAAAUGUCACGAAAAACCGGUCAACCGCUGAAAGAAACUAUUAUCUUUGUUGCUGAUGUUGGAAUUGAACAAGACGAUCCAAAUGGAAAAGUUUUUAUUGAUACUGUUAAAGAGGUUAUGACGUUAAUAAUACAAAAAAAGAUUUUCUUAAGACCCAAUGAUGAAGUUGGCAUCAUUCUAAUGGGUUCUCAUGCAGCCCAGAAUAAUUUUGAUAACAUUGAAGAGUUCCAGCCAGUUCAAACAGUAUCAAUUGAUACAAUAAAAAAUAUAAAUAAAAUAAAACCCAAAAAUUGUCACAACAAAAAUUGGAUCAAGGCACUUCAUACUGCUGUUGAACUUGCAAAGAGUGAAUGUUUAGGGUCAUUAAGAACAACAUUGAUCAUGCUAAGUGAUUAUUUACCUUCUGAUGUAUUAAAUGCAGCUGAUAUGGAAAAAGUUUCAAACAGUAUUCUCAGGGAAACACUUCAUUUACUUUGCAUUGGAACAAAAUCCCUGACAACAAUUGACACUGCUGAGCUAAACAAGAGUGAAAAAAUGAUUCUGGAUUUAGUUGAACAAGUUUCUGGUGGAUACAUGACAUUCAAUCAAACUUUACCAUCUUUUAGAAUAUUUGGAGUUAAAGAUAAAAAACCAAUGGCUUGGAAAUGUGAUCUUGAAAUAUCUGACAUCAAGAUAAAAAUAAAUGCAUAUAUUUUGGCAAAAGAAGAACCAUCAAUUCCAUCAUGGAAAAAAGUUGAAGUUGAUCCUGAUCUUAAUCAAGAUACAAUUGUUUCUAAAAAAAGUGAACUUGUUGAUAGAGAAAAAAAUAUUGUCACUCGAGAUGAUUGUAAUGAGGGCUACUUGUAUGGUCAAGAAUUUAUUCCAAUAACAGAACAUGAAGCACAUAAUUUAAAAAUUGAAACAGAAAAAUCAUUUAUUCUUUAUGGUUUUACUAAUCAAGAUUUGGUUAAACUUGAUUACAGAUGUGGACUACAGACUCAUAUAAUUUUGCCAAGUCAGGAUGCAGAGAAACAAUUUUUUGCAUUGGUUAAAGCCAUGGCUGAUAAAAAACAAGUUGGUUUAGUUAGAAAAGUAUAUUGCAAAGCUUCAGCUCCAAAGAUGAAUGUUUUAGUUCCAUGUGUUAAUGUACCUGGUGAACCUUGGUGUAUGUAUAUGUAUGAAUUAAUUUAUGCUGAUGAAAGAAGUGUCAUUGAUCCAAGACCUUAUAGAUCAAUUUUAAAACAAUUAGAAAAGGAAGAAAAUGAUGCAGUUGAUAAUUUAAUUGACACCAUGUUAUUGGAUGAUGAUGUCUUAAAACCUGGUCAAAUAAAUGAUGUUAAAAUUCAACAUAUAUGGAACAGUUUAGCUUAUCGUGCUAUCAAUCCAAAUUCACCAUUACCACCUGUUAAAAGUUCUCUACUUGCACCAAUUAAAGCUACAACUUAUAUUGCAAAUGAAAAAAUUGAUUCAUGUGUUGAGAAACUCAUAGAAUUAUUUCCAAUUCCAAAAGAAGAAAAAGAUGGAGAAACUUUGGAAAAUAAUAGCACAACAGCUAUGGAUGUGGAAGAGGCACAAGAUGAACCUGCUCAGAAUAAGAAUACUCCAAUUUUAACAGACAAAGAUACAACUGAAGUUGCUCCUGAAGUUGAUUUAGACGAUCUUUUUGAUGACUGACGUGCUUUGUAUCUGGGAUUUAAAAUGGAUUUAAUUCAAUCUACUUGUAUUUAUUUUUUUAUUUUAAAUUAAGA